CUUCGUUCGACUUGGUGGUGAACCGAGGUCUUCUCCACGUCAGAGCGACCUGUAACCCUAUCACAAGCGUCGACAUGUAUUCGGUGCGCUCUUUACGACCAUUGGAUAGAUGCGCGAGCCGCUGUUGCCUGCUUAUACCCCUUGAACGAAGAGCUAUCCAAAUCUCUUCAAGCGCACAGGCCAAUCGACCAAAAUCCUCACCAACCCCUCACCCCUCGUCUUCGCUACUUGUCUCCUCUCCGCACCCUGUAUCGCACAUUCGCCUGCUCCGCUUUAAAGAAGAAAUUGACAGCCUGCCAGAUGUAGAACGCUCUUGGCAGCGACACCGUGAACAUGUUCAACAAUGGCACCAUGAGUUCUGGGAGAGCAACAAUAAACACUUCCAGGAUGCAAAGCUGAGCUUUGAACUUGAAAUACGCAAGACGCAUGAUCGAUUGCCGACAUCCACUGAACUUUCGUCCUUCUACAAAGAGUACUUAAACGCCUCUUACGAACGUCACGCGAGAUAUAACAGCGAUUGGUGGAAAGAGAACACACAAAUGCUUAUUCCUGCGUUCCGCGCGGAGAUGAGCGCGUUGAUGAGAUCGGCAGGCACUACGAUGAUGGCUCUUGACGCAUGGUGGCAAAGGAUGGGGCAUGCGAUUGUGAGGGUGGGGGGUGGUUAUAGAGCACAGGGCGUCACUAUGCGGUGACAAGGGAUCGAUGUAGCUGUUUUCAUUCUAUAGUAUCAUUAUUUUUCUCGUGGCAUCGCACACCCUCUGAUAUUACGUUUUAAUUGAGCACAUUCGGUAGAUAUCUGUCUACCAGCGGACCAUCCGUGCCGUAUCUAUGAAACAUUGGUUUUUCAACGGAAAAUAUAGUAGAUGUUUGGAUAUAGCCGACAGCGGCUGACCUAGUGAACUGUCAGUGUAUGGUUGGCGACGGGGCACCAAUGACGUAUGUAUUAUGUGUGUAUGCCGCAUGCACAUGAAUGUGUUCAAAUAAAUAAGACCACGUAAAACACGGUCGAAGUCAAGCAG
Messenger RNA from Spizellomyces punctatus DAOM BR117, 1019 nucleotides. RefSeq lists its product as uncharacterized. Gene Ontology annotation, cellular component: mitochondrion. Gene Ontology annotation, biological process: intrinsic apoptotic signaling pathway. The record is from RefSeq and is a predicted model, not a curated record. Lineage: Eukaryota; Fungi; Chytridiomycota; Chytridiomycetes; Spizellomycetales; Spizellomycetaceae. The transcript has 3 exons. Bases 75 to 692 code for a protein of 205 amino acids.